Acanthaster planci (crown-of-thorns starfish) is the source of this 2247-nucleotide messenger RNA. Its product is annotated as protein LLP homolog. NCBI's taxonomy places the organism in Eukaryota, Metazoa, Echinodermata, Asteroidea, Valvatida, Acanthasteridae. Gene Ontology annotation, biological process: dendrite extension. Gene Ontology annotation, cellular component: nucleolus. Gene Ontology annotation, molecular function: RNA binding. The record is from RefSeq and is a predicted model, not a curated record.
CAUAAGGUACCGGACAUACUUGACCUUCGAUUUCAGCACGUGUGAUCUUCGAACCAUCUCAAUGAUCAUCUGCCUUAGUUAGGGAAUAAACUGAGUAACUGUGAGCAACUAAGUCACCCAAGGCGAGAUGGCAAAGAGUAUCCGCAGCAAACGGAUGAGAAAACUGCGAGCGAUCAAGAGGACCAGAAACGCUCCCCGGGAGGCUAAACGACUGAAGAAGAUUUUGGGACUGCUGAAGCCAGAGGAGGAUGACCCUGAGAAGAACGUCUACAAGUUCAGCGAUGUCCGAGAUAUGAUUCUGAACAAGCCCACAGUAAAUCAAGCCUCAGGAACAGCAUAUGACCUGCGAUUUGUCCCCGACAGAGAUAAGAUCAAGACAGAUGCAGCGCAGCCAGAAGAGACCACGAUGGAUGAUGACACAGAAAAUAAAUCAGUGACUGACCCAGAGCGGCAGGAGACCAUGGAAGCCAUGGAAGAAGACGGUGAAGCCAAACCAAAACAGAAAGGACUCCAGAAUGAGCACGGCAACUACCCAAUCUGGAUGAGCCACCGCAGAAUCAAGAAAAUAACCCGGAAAGGCAGACCGAACCAGUAUAAACUCAAACGGGCAGGCACUGGCAAAACAUUUUGACUUACAGAUUUCUUUUAAUUUAAUUUAAAAAAAAAAAAAAACAACCACACUCACGACACUAUUCCACAGCGAGUUACCAGCAAGUUCUUGCUCAAAUUUGAAUACUGAAAGCAGGUUCAGAUUUCAAAGCGAACACCGGUAGGUCGAAUGGCCUGUUAAAAUUGAGUUCCUGACUUGGCCCAAAAUUAUAUGACAGCUUGAUCUGUUACCAACACAGUUGAGGACAGCACCAGUUUACAAUACAGUGACUUUUGUUUUUAUUACACUUUUCCUUCUUUGUACAAUACUUAUGUGGGGCAGUAUUAGGUCAUUACUGCCAAUAUCGCCUCGUUUGUGACAAGACUUAAACUCACGUCCUCUACUUGAUGGACAAAUUUCAGCUCUCCCCAUUUCAUGUGGUAUUUGCUGUGAGACAUUGGCUCUAGUAACAACCAUUCACUUUACUUGCAAAAUAAAAUUAUACAAUGUAAAACUCUGAUAUAAUUCUGUAUGAUCCACAAAGUUACAUACAACAUAAUUUCCUUCAUACGAAAUUUAAUACAAUUUGGUAUUUAUUAAUUGCGUUACAAUUCCAGAAAAAGCUAAUUCCCCCCCAUGCCCUCUGAAAAUUUUGUAAUCUCCUGAAAAUCCAGUUGAGGUUUUAAAGUAAAUUGGCAUCUGAGUGUUUGAAAAAAUUUCUUAAAAAUUGAAACACCUGAAUAUUUACAACAAUGAUCGUAAUUCACAAAUAUCUAAAUGCUCAAUAUGAAAAGAUUGUGUAAAAAAGUACUACAUGCUGUCCAUUUAAUUUUUAUAUUCCCGCAAGAAAGACAUUCAAAAGUUCCUGUACAAAAUUCACUAAGUACCAUACAUGUAGGAAUAUGCAAAGGCCUCUGAUCCUUGAUUGAAAAAAAUCCCCCCGACAAUCAAGAAGGAAAACCUGAUAACUUACAUUUUACAGAAAGUUCUAACCCCGAGAGUACGAGCAAGUUUUUUGCUUAAAUUGGAGGGUUCCGGAAAGUGAGAAUUAUUGUUGUCCAUGUACUCCAAAACAAGCUCAGAACGCUUGAAGGCUGAAGAAAUCUAGACUAUCCUUAUGAUACAGUGUGUUCUUAACGAGACUUGUGGGUUUGCACGGUGGACAUGAACAAAGUGUGGCAGGUUUGUGGUAACAUCACGGAGGAUAACCUCUGUUUCGAGUUACGUGGUUCUCAGAGGAACCAGUUGUUUUGGUUUGCACUGUGGACAUGAACAAAGUGUGGCAGGUUUGUGGUAACAUCACGGAGGAUAACCUCUGUUUCGAGUUACGUGGUUCUCAGAGGAACCAGUUGUUUUGGUUUGCACUGUGGACAUGAACAAAGUGUGGCAGGUUUGUGGUAACAUCACAGAGGUUAACCUCUGUUUUGAGUUACGUGGUUCUCAGAGGAACCAGUUGUUUUGGUUUGCACUGUGGACAAAGUGUGGCAGGUUUGUGGUAACAUCAUGGAGGUUAACCUCUGUUUUGAGUUACAUGGUUCUCAGAGGAACCAGCUGUUUCAACUUGAUAUUUCAAACUGUUUACUCUGUUCUUCAUCAGAGAAGAAUGUGCUCUUACUUUUUCACACAAAGUAUGACAAAAUUAAAAGUUGGAUAGAUUA